AUGCAUCCUCUAUCAACCUACUUCAUAACAGCCCUCCUCCUCCUCCUCACCACAAGCCAUCUUCCCACCAUCUUCACCCACGCUCAAUCCGACACUCAACUAGACGACGCUCCAGUCGGCGAAUGCACGACGGCCUGCAUGACCACGCACCCCACGAUCUCGCACUGCACGGGCGACGAAACCACGACGCUGGCCCUCGAGAGAUGCCGCUGCGCCAGCUACAAAGUCAGCAACGACCCGCAAGUCGGCUGCGUCCAGCAAUGUCCGUGGGAAGAGCAGCAGGCCUACGCGCGCAGCCUGCCCGCGCUGUGUGGCACGACCUUGUUCCUCUGGAUCGACAUGAAGACCGGCCCGCGGCCGGGCAGGGAGAACACCCUCGCCGCGGCGGGACUUCCUGAGAUGGCCGUGGCGAAUACGCGCGGGUCAGUGACUUCUGAUGCCGCUGGUGUUGUUGUCCGUCGAACAGAUCGUCUGGGCACGGUUGGGUAUCUCGCUGUUGGUCUUAUGGUGGUGGUUGGAGGUAUGGCUAUGGCUGAUUAA
Molecule: messenger RNA, 540 nt
Organism: Capronia coronata CBS 617.96
Lineage: Eukaryota; Fungi; Ascomycota; Eurotiomycetes; Chaetothyriales; Herpotrichiellaceae
Exons: 1
Coding region: 1-540 (179 amino acids)
Source: RefSeq, a predicted model, not a curated record